Molecule: messenger RNA, 2995 nt
Organism: Bufo bufo (common toad)
Lineage: Eukaryota; Metazoa; Chordata; Amphibia; Anura; Bufonidae
Gene: LONP1
Product: lon peptidase 1, mitochondrial
Exons: 18
Coding region: 47-2839 (930 amino acids)
Biological process (GO): mitochondrion organization; protein catabolic process; chaperone-mediated protein complex assembly
Cellular component (GO): mitochondrial matrix
Molecular function (GO): ATP binding; serine-type endopeptidase activity; ATP hydrolysis activity
Source: RefSeq, a predicted model, not a curated record
UGUGACGUCAUCAGUGUGCUGCUCGCCGGGCUCAGAGCGUGCAAACAUGGCGGCCUUGGUGCGUGUGUGGGCUGGAAGCAGAAGGCUGUGGCCGUGGCACUGGCUAGCUGCCCGGUUCGGUGCUCAGCGGAGAACGUACGCGGGCGUCCUUAGCUCUUCCACGGACUUUGCAUCAAGCAGGACUCCCGUCAGCCGCUGCCCUCCGCGCGCUCUCUUCUACCGGGCGCUCCACGGCUACGGGGCGUCUUCUGGAGACGGUGGUGAGGAUGAAGGGGGGAACCGGGGAGAAGACGGAGCUGGGGCAGAAGAGGCGGCCUAUGGAGCCCCCAUCGUGACGGCUCUUGCGCCCCUUAUAGUUCCUGAAGUCUUCCCUAAUGUCCCUGUGAUCCCGGUGUCUAGAAACCCUGUGUUCCCCAGGUUUGUCAAGAUCAUAGAGGUCAAGAACCCACACUUGGUGGCACUUCUGAGACGUAAAGUAAGACUUGCUCAACCCUAUGCUGGAGUUUUUCUCAAGAGAGAUGACAAUAAUGAAUCUGAUUCUGUUGGAAGCCUGGAUGAAAUUUACCACACAGGAACCUUUGUUCAAAUCCAUGAAAUGCAGGACAUGGACGACAAGCUGCGUAUGAUUGUCAUGGGACACAGAAGGAUCCAUAUCAAUAAACAACUUCAUGUUGAAGCUGAUGAGUUCAAAACUGAAGAGGAAGUAGAAGGGAAAAAAAGAAGAGGAAACUCAGUCGGCAGGCAUGUUAAUGAGAAGGAAAAGAGCGAGCAAGUUGUUCUUGAUCCAAAAAUGGUACCUGACGUUCUUAUGGUUGAAGUGGACAAUGUAGCUCAUGAGGAGUUCAAGAUCACUGAGGAAGUCAAAGCUCUCACUGCUGAAAUUGUGAAGACCAUUCGGGACAUUAUUGCUCUGAAUCCUCUGUACCGAGAGUCUGUAAUGCAGAUGAUGCAGGCUGGACAAAGAGUGGUAGACAAUCCAAUUUAUUUGAGUGAUAUGGGUGCUGCUCUGACAGGUGCGGAUUCCCAAGAACUCCAGGAUGUCUUAGAAGAAACUAAUAUUCCAAAGCGUCUCUACAAAUCACUGUCGCUAUUAAAGAAAGAAUAUGAACUCAGCAAGUUACAACAGCGUUUGGGUCGAGAGGUAGAGGAAAAGAUCAAACAAACUCAUAGAAAGUACUUGCUGCAAGAGCAGCUUAAGAUCAUAAAGAAAGAGCUUGGCCUGGAGAAAGAAGAUAAGGAUGCUAUUGAAGAAAAGUUUCGGGAGCGUUUAAAUGACCUUAGAGUCCCUAAGCAUGUAAUGGAAGUCAUUGAUGAAGAGCUUGGCAAACUGGGAUUACUUGACAACCAUUCCUCUGAAUUCAAUGUAACAAGAAAUUACUUGGAUUGGCUAACAUCUAUUCCCUGGGGGAAGUACAGCAAGGAGAACUUGGAUCUGCAGAGAGCUGAGGAAGUUUUGGAAGAAGAUCAUUAUGGGAUGGAAGAUGUCAAGAAGAGAAUUCUUGAAUUUAUUGCUGUGAGCCAGCUUCGGGGAAGCACACAGGGGAAGAUCCUUUGCUUUUAUGGGCCACCAGGAGUAGGAAAAACAAGUAUUGCUCGCUCUAUUGCUCGUGCAUUGAACAGGGAGUACUUCCGGUUCAGUGUAGGUGGGAUGACUGAUGUGGCUGAAAUUAAGGGCCACAGGAGAACUUAUGUUGGAGCCAUGCCUGGAAAAAUUAUCCAGUGUCUAAAGAAAACCAAAACUGAGAAUUCUCUCAUUUUAAUUGAUGAGGUCGAUAAACUAGGUCGUGGAUAUCAAGGUGAUCCAUCUUCUGCUCUCUUGGAACUCCUGGAUCCAGAACAGAACUCAAACUUCCUUGACCACUAUUUGGAUGUACCUGUAGACUUAUCUAAGGUUCUCUUCAUCUGCACAGCCAAUGUCACAGAAACCAUUCCAGAACCUCUCAGGGAUCGGAUGGAGAUGAUCAAUGUCUCUGGUUAUGUAGCCCAAGAAAAAUUAGCUAUAGCAGAGAAAUAUCUAGUACCACAGGCGCUGACCAUGUGUGGUUUGGAUGAAGGAAAGACUCGUAUCACAUCUGAAGCACUCACUGUUCUAAUUAAACAAUAUUGUAGAGAGAGCGGUGUACGAAACUUGCAGAAACAAGUGGAAAAGGUUCUACGUAAAUCUGCAUACAAGAUUGUAAAUGGUGAAGCCCAGUAUGUGGAAGUGAAUUCAUCCAACCUCCAAGACUUUGUAGGAAAGCCUAUCUUCACUGUGGACAGAAUGUAUAAUGUCACUCCACCUGGAGUGGUCAUGGGCCUAGCUUGGACUGCUAUGGGUGGUUCCACCCUUUUUAUUGAGACAUCCCUCCGUUGUCCUUUAGACAAAGAAAAUAAAGAUGGUUCCUUAGAAGUAACAGGCCAGCUUGGAGAUGUUAUGAAGGAGAGCGCUAAAAUUGCUUACACAUUUGCACGUGCCUUCCUUAUGAAGAUACACCCCGAUAAUGGAUUCCUAGUGACAUCUCACAUUCAUUUACAUGUGCCAGAGGGCGCUACACCGAAGGAUGGGCCUAGUGCAGGCUGCACAAUUGUUACUGCACUGCUGUCACUUGCUUUGGGACAUCCAGCUCGUCAAAAUGUGGCAAUGACUGGAGAGGUGUCACUGACUGGGAAAAUCCUGCCUGUAGGUGGUAUCAAAGAAAAAACAAUAGCUGCAAAAAGAGCAGGGGUUACAUGUAUUAUUCUUCCUUCUGAAAACAAGAAAGAUUACUAUGACCUGGCUGAGUUCAUCACUGAGGGGCUAGAAGUGCAUUUUGUUGAACACUAUGAUGAGAUUUAUGAUAUUGUUUUUCCUUCACAUUGACAGCUCCCAGUAUCAGCAAUUCUUUUAUUUCGGUGCCAGCUACUGGAAUAACUUGCUUCAUAUUGCUGCUGUGCAGCCAUUAUCAGUUCACGGCUAAAUUUACUGUUUGACAUCUGUUUAGUGAUGUAAUUAUUAAAAUGCUUUUACUCUAUGUAA